This is a messenger RNA of Manis javanica (Malayan pangolin), 3204 nucleotides long. It is a transcript of the gene DHRS9, whose product is annotated as dehydrogenase/reductase 9. NCBI's taxonomy places the organism in Eukaryota, Metazoa, Chordata, Mammalia, Pholidota, Manidae. Gene Ontology annotation, cellular component: intracellular membrane-bounded organelle. Gene Ontology annotation, molecular function: oxidoreductase activity. The record is from RefSeq and is a predicted model, not a curated record. Gene Ontology annotation, biological process: steroid metabolic process.
AGGAGGGAAGCUAAGGACUCCUCACACAUGUAGGCUCUCAGCUCGACGGAAGCUGAGGCACUGCCACCUCCAGAGGACCAGUGAGGCCCGGCGGCACAACACUCCCUUCCCCAGCCCAGCGGGCAGGUCACAACGGCUUCUGCAUCCCAGGUCAUCUUUAACAAGUGGUUGUGAAGGUGAACUGACCCAUGAGCAGAGAGCAGAAAACUUGGCAUCCAAAGUCACUGGAUUCUGAAGUCCUGGGGACACCAUCUUCUUUUAUUGUUCAAGAAAGAAGUCUUACUGUCACAUACAGGAAAAAAUGUUCUUUUGGAUAUUAGCCAUCCUAAUCCUCUGUGGUUUUCUAUGGAAUUAUAAAGGACAACUAAGGAUUGCAGACAUCACUGAUAAGUACAUUUUCAUUACUGGGUGUGACACAGGAUUUGGAAACUUGGCAGCCAGAACAUUUGAUAAAAAAGGAUUUCAUGUAAUUGCUGCCUGUCUGACUGAAUCAGGAUCAGCAGCUCUAAAGGCAGGAACCUCAGGGAGGCUUCAUGCCGUGCUUCUGGAUGUGACUGACCCAGAGAAUGUCAGGAGGACCGCCCAGUGGGUGAAAAGCCAAGUUGGGGAAAAAGGUCUCUGGGGCCUGAUCAACAAUGCUGGUGUUCUUGGUGUGCUGGCUCCCACCGACUGGCUGACAGUAGAGGAUUACAGAGAACCUAUUGAAGUGAACCUGUUUGGACUCAUCAGUGUGACAUUAAAUAUGCUUCCCUUGGUUAAAAAAGCUCGAGGGAGGAUUGUCAACGUCUCCAGCAUCAGUGGUCGGCUUGCCUUCACUGGAGGAGGCUAUGCUCCAUCCAAAUAUGCAGUAGAAGGCUUCAAUGACAGCUUAAGACGGGACAUGAAAGCUUUUGGUGUGCAUGUUUCAUGCAUUGAACCAGGAUUGUUCAAAACAGGAUUGUCAGAUCCAGUAAAGGCCACUGAGAAAAAACUCGCCAUUUGGAAGCAUCUGUCACCAGAUAUCAAACAACAAUACGGAGAAGGUUACAUUGAAAAAAGUCUCCACAAACUGAAAGGCAUUACAUCCUUUGUGAACAUGGACCUGUCCCUGGUGGUGGACUGCAUGGACCACGCACUCACAAGUCUGUUCCCUAAGACCCGUUAUGCUGCUGGAAAAGAUGCCAAGACUUUCUGGAUACCUCUGUCUCACAUGCCAACAGUUCUGCAAGACUUUUUAUUAUUGAAACAGAAAGCAGUGCUGGCUAAUCCUAAAGCAGUGUGACUCGGCUGACUACAAAUGCCUGCCCCCAGAUGUAAGAUUGUCUAGUUUCAAAGGACACAUAUUCUUUUUUGACCUCAUUCCUUAUCUAAUCCAAUCUGGACUCAUUUAGAUUAGGCUUCUGUUGAAGAAUGAAGGUCCCACUUUGAUGUCUCAAGGGCUCCUUCUCAAGCCUUCUAUGAAAAGAAGGUCAGAGAUGGCCCCUGGCCAAUAUUUAGGCUUUGCCUGCUUAGUAUGAUGCAAGGGAAAUUGCAGCUUUCCCAUCCAAAAUGAUCUCCACCACUGGCUACCUCAUGCUCCAAGUCCAUACCACUUAAAUUCCUGAAUGUUAAAUAUUUGACACUAUCAAAAUAUUAAGAGAUAAGUAGGAUACUAUCAUACAUGAAUUAGAUGUGUUAUCUUGCUGAGAACAACACUGAAGGACUGGACCUCAGUUCUGUGUGGGGGCAGGAGAAGGAAGGGCAAUGAGGCAUUUUGUGACGGCAUGAGCUAAGGGGCAGCACAAACACGGUAGGGGGGACUGCAAAAAGGAGGGAAGGAGAAGAUGACUUAGGAAAAGAAACAGGUUUGUAAGUGGAGGAGGCGAGCUUCCAAGGCAAGCCUGCCUCCUCCAGAGGGAGCUGUGGGGACCAGGCAGCCGGCUCAAGGCCGCUGUGGACACUGCUGCACGCACAGCUGCCUGUGGGAAGACGGUGACAACAGAGUGACCAAGCAUUCUUGGAGAAGAAAGGAGGAUAUUUAUAUUUAUUCUGGUGGCUAUAAAUAUAACAAGACCCAGAAUAUCUGAUAUGAUUUAAUAUCAGAGAUGGAAUGGAAUCCUGUACUAGAGAUGUCCCUGAAGGCCAUGAAGAUACAGAACUAAAUUAGAAGACUCCCUUCAGCCUGAAGUUUCAGUGAGAGCAGGUCUGCUCCUUGCUUGCACUCAUGGUUCUAAAUCGGGCUGGUCCUUGGCCCACAGCCCAUCCAGAGAGACAGUUUAGAAAACCAAAUGCUUCCCCAGUUUCCAGCACUCAGUAUUAUUCACAGAAGUUGGUUUAUAUUUAUGUGAAAAAGCUGGGAGUGUCAAAAUUCAACAUUUGUUGUAGAAUAUUAUAGGGUGAAAGAGCCAGAGAAAUUAUCUAGCACACACACACACAUGCACACACACACACAGUCAUUGUGAAAAAAAUAUUUAUCUCCUGCUUGAAGCCAUGUCCAUUUGAUGACAUCAAUAAUUAUAUUCAUUUUCAUUCACCUUUCUGGAGACAUCUGCUUAUGAGGUAGUUUCCUCUUUUCAGAUUUACAACAUACUGACGACUUUGAAAAAUGAAAUUUCCAAUGGUGUCCAUUCACUUGGACAUAUUUCAUCAUUUUGAGGGAAGAUACACUCAUCCUUUAAGCAUGAAAAUGAAGAAAAUCACAGCAAGAAUCAGAAGAAUUCUCAGGCAAAGUUCCCUAAACUAUUGUCACUAUCUACCUGUGAAGUCGUCUCUCUCUUGGCCCAGCCCCAGAGAAGUUCACCAGUAAAUCUCUGAUUUCUUCUGGUUUCAGUCAGCCACCUAUGGGUCAGGUGACUGUCACUCAACCUGUCCUUGGAGCAGGAGUCCCUCAGUGUUGUUUGCUGGAGCUGCCCCUUCUCCCCCUUGAAUUCCCAUUUCCUGGCUUCAUUUCACUGCUUUGAGAAUGUCUGCCUUGCUGCUGCUCCCUAACCUUCCAGGCCUCCAGGGCUACCAGGACUUUGGAACCUGCAGAAACCUCCUUUGCUGAAUUUCCAACCAUUCUAGUCAUGUUGUCGAGCCUAAUGGCGUCAUCCCCUUUGUGUUGCCUGGAGCCAGUUCCUUGCUCAUUUCCCCAACACCUACCAUUGGUGACUCCCUGUUUCAUCCAACCCAAAAACACUCUUCUUGAAAGAAUGCUCCCAAAUAUAAUACAGUAUCAUCUCAAAAUAAAACCAAGAAACUUUUAGA